Messenger RNA from Eleginops maclovinus (Patagonian blennie), 2843 nucleotides. RefSeq names its product tachykinin receptor 3-like (gene tacr3l). The record is from RefSeq and is a predicted model, not a curated record. Gene Ontology annotation, molecular function: tachykinin receptor activity. Gene Ontology annotation, cellular component: sperm midpiece; plasma membrane. The transcript has 5 exons. NCBI's taxonomy places the organism in Eukaryota, Metazoa, Chordata, Actinopteri, Perciformes, Eleginopidae. Gene Ontology annotation, biological process: G protein-coupled receptor signaling pathway; positive regulation of flagellated sperm motility. Bases 52 to 1173 code for a protein of 373 amino acids.
GUCGCCUGCCAGCAGCUGACAGCAGCAGAUCAGACCGAGGACACUUGAGGAAUGGCCUCUGAACGCAAUGAAUCCAGCUCAACCAGAAAUCUGACCAACCAGUUCGUGCAACCCGCGUGGCGCAUCGCGCUGUGGUCGGUGGCAUACAGCACCGUGCUGGCGGUGGCAGUUUUCGGAAACUUGAUAGUGAUUUGGAUUAUUCUGGCACACAAGCGGAUGAGAACUGUCACCAACUAUUUUCUGCUGAAUUUGGCUUUCUCCGAUGUCUCCAUGGCUGCCUUCAACACGCUCAUCAACUUCAUCUACGCGGCACACGGAGAGUGGUACUUUGGAGAGGUUUACUGCAGGUUUCACAACUUCUUCCCGGUCACUGCUGUGUUCGCCAGCAUCUACUCAAUGACCGCGAUAGCCAUCGACAGGUACAUGGCUAUCAUCCACCCUCUGAAACCCCGUCUGUCGGCAAAAGCCACCACAGGAGUUAUCGUCUGUAUCUGGAGUCUGGCCGUGGUUCUUGCCUUCCCUCUCUGCUACUUCUCCACCACCCGUGCUCUGCCCCGCAGGACCCUCUGCUACGUUGCCUGGCCCCGCAUGACGGACGACCCCUUCAUGUAUCAUAUCAUAGUGACAGUUCUGGUGUACAUGCUGCCCUUAGUGGUGAUGGGCAUCACUUACACCAUCGUAGGUGUGACUCUGUGGGGAGGGGAGAUCCCAGGUGACUCAUCUGAUAACUACCACAGACAGCUCCUUGCUAAAAGGAAGGUGGUAAAGAUGAUGAUCAUCGUAGUCGUGACCUUUGCCCUCUGCUGGCUGCCCUAUCAUGUUUACUUCAUGGUGACGGGUAUCAACAAGCGUCUGAGCAGGUGGAAGUACAUCCAGCAGGUUUACCUGUCUGUGCUGUGGCUGGCAAUGAGCUCGACCAUGUACAACCCCAUCAUUUACUGCUGCCUCAACAGCAGGUUUCGGGCCGGCUUCAAAAAGGCUUUCCGCUGGUGUCCCUUUGUCUACGCCUCAAGCUAUGAUGAACUGGAGCUCCGAAAAACAAGACUUGGACCAGGUCGCCAAAGCACCAUGUGCACCCUGUCCCGUGUGGACACCAGCAUCCUCAGCAAAAAUAAGAGCACCUGUUCCCUUGGACACAGACUCCACUCUGAGCCCGGUCAUAAAGACAGUUAGUUUUCUCCACUCGACACAGUGCAGCUCACUAGGUUUAUUUGGCACAUUACUUUAAGGUAAAAAAAAAUGCUGAUUGGACUGUAUUUGGUUGACUUAUAGAGCUGAUCAUUUUAAUUUAUUUACUUAACUCAGUUGGGUGUGAUGAACGCCUCAAAAAGUUUGAACUGUGAGGCACAUCUCCCCAAAUAUUUAGCCCGUUUAUUAAAAGCUGCAGCAGUUUGUGUGACACACUGGAAGCAUUAAGGCACCCAACACACAGACUUAACACACAUACUGUUGGAUCUUUGAUGUUGUCAGCAAACUAACAUAAAAAAAAACUAUACCUUUACUCUAUAUACUCUUUAUAACUGCAGAAGUUGUGCAAAGGAACUGCUAAAUGCUUAUUCAGCAUACUGUAACUUCAAUAGUGCCAGUAACAUGUACGACAAUCUUUGCUGAUCUGACACAUCAAAAAGAAAAUACUAUUAAUUUAAUAUUAAACUAUAUGCUUUAAUGUAACAUGCAAGUAUGUGAAUUUGCUUUAAUGCUCUACUCACGGUAUGUAUUUAUUUAAUGCCUUCAGACUGUUACUCAGUGGAUUGAAUGAACUGUAGGGUCAGUGUUAAUGCUGCUCUUACAUCAUUAUAAUGCCCUUGAAUCCAUCCAAGUGACCAGUUUUAAAUUAUCCUGGUUGGAUAUGAACUGCUUGCUGCUGUAAUUGUUGUUUCUCGUAGAAAGCGUGUGCCAUUUAAGCCAAGGAAAAAUCCACUUACUCUGGCCAAGUUACUGUACUACAGAGUUACUUUUUGUAUAUAAUAAGUGUUUGUACAGUAUGUUUUAUGAUAUUCUGAUGUUUGGUGCAGACUUAAACACACAUUUAACACACACACACAAAGUGAAUAUAGCCUUUAUGGUGAAUUUGUCUUUUAGUGUUGUUUUAGUGCUGUAAAAAUGUACAUUUUAAAUAGUCCGUUCUUCUCACAACACAGAUCACAGUUAUAGAGCUGUGGCUGCUCUUACUUUGUUCCACUUUCAGAAAUGUUUGGUUUAAUAUUGGUGCAGCUACAAGGACUGAAUUCAUCACAACUCUACAUCAUCAGUUUGUUAUUGUUUUCAUCUUGAAAAGAAACAACCAUUACAUUUAACAUGUAUUAAAGCCACAACAAAACUAUAAAAAAGUCUGUUUUCUUAAAAAUAAAAAUGGCGUGGUGUUCUGAGAGAAGUCAUUUGGAAAAAAAGCCUGCUGGGAAGUCUUCCAUAGAUUCACAUUGAAUCAAUGGUAAACAUGAGUUGAUCCCUCUGGGUGUGUGUGUGUGAUGCUUCACAAUGUGUCCGGUGCCUGCAGUACAGCAGCAAUAACCUCAUGCAAUUUGACCUAGAAACACAACCAAAUUUAAUUUACAAAAUAUAUUUUUAUUACUUUCAAAAGCAUGUAUUGUAAAUAAUCACCACAUAAUGUAAUUUACGGUCAUGCAGUUGCGUGUCUCUGCAAGAAUUACAAAUGAAGACAAUUCACUGUUUUACGUCAGGACGCAGAUAAUUCACUGUUUGCAAACUACUGUUAGUGUAGUUGUCACAUGCAAAGAUUCUCAAAGGUGAAUGUACGUAUAAACGGCUGUAAAAAGAGACAAUAGAAGAGUAAUUUAACCAGUAUAUAUGUUUAUAUAAAGCUCGACUCAUCGUAAAGCCCU